GUUCGUUCGUCAUUCGCCGUUCGUCCCCCCCCCCGGCCACAGAAGGAAACUCCUGGGGGAAGGAGGCGAACGCCUCCUGCCCCUCGCAGCUCCUUGGUGCAAGAGCCAGGGCACGCGUGCCACUUGUUCUAAUCUCGGCGCACGCUCCACCAAAGUGCGCGUGUAGAUUUCACAGCGCCUUGCUCCGUUUAGGUACCACAAGGCAGCGAAUGUACAGGCUGAUCGGAGGCACCCUGACUCAGGGUGCUUCCCUUGAAUUUCUGAGUGCAGCGUUGGUUGGAUCUGUCCGCCUCGCAGCAUUGGACAUCUCGUUCCACGCAGCAUUAACCAGAUCUACCCAUGUAGUUUAGGCAUCACUGUAGUGGGUAUUUCUGAUGCUGAACAACAAUCGCAUCGCCAUGAUCAUCAAUGUCGUAACUGUCGUAUCCAUCACCCGCAAGCAAAAUACAACAUCAUCAGCAGCUCGUGGCAAUUGGCAUCGACGCCCUCUUCAAGGAUUUUUCUGCCCACGCCAUGUGGCCAGCACAGGAGGGGUCAAAGUGGUUCAGAAGGCAUGUAUUCUGGGAAGCGAACUGUCUGGCAGACCCGGCGCCUGAGCGAGCACUAGAACUUCCUUGGCAAUAAUUGCUCCGUCAUGAUGCUGCCCGCAGCUGAGCCUGCUGACUGGCAUAAUGUACGUUUCAUGGAAUCUUUCGACAUCCCGACGAGGCCACAGGGCAGCAGCUAGAUGUGUCAUUGACACCCUGACGGCCACGGGCUGGCAGAUUUGGAAGCAGAGUGGUCCAGACAUCCCAGGGAGCACGUCCAUGCACCCCGAGUUGGAAGCGGCGCGUCUAUUGAUCAGUAUCGUCUGUGCCUCCUUGUCGCCCAGUACUUGCCCCACCGAUGGGUACGACAUUGGCACGAGACAUCUCUUAGCAAUCUUCCACGAACCUGUUUCUGGUCGCCUGUCGCGUGCACUGGUGUAUUCCCAUGAUGCCACUUGGCCUGCGCAAUGGAUAUCCCGCGAUGCCGUGCUGCAGUGUUUUGCUUGUCGUGACAUGUGCGCCGAGCCGCUCACGGCUUAGAGGAGCCAUAGUCAAACCUCGUACCAAACAGGAUCGGCAUGACCACCGUGAUUAACGUCUCAGGGGAUCUUGUGUUGGAGCGCGACAAAGCGACCAGGUGGCAACUGAAAUGUGUCUGGGAAGUUUGGGCGACUGGCUGGCACAUUUCAGGGGCCGCGGCCAUGCAUGCCGAACUGCAAUCGACGCUUCUACUGACAUCAAUCAAUCCUCCUGCUGCCUCUCACAGCAGCAUACGCGCACACCUCCAGAUGAUGAAACAUUG
Prorocentrum cordatum is the source of this 1329-nucleotide messenger RNA. Lineage: Eukaryota; Dinophyceae; Prorocentrales; Prorocentraceae. The record is from the annotation of a GenBank genome assembly.